Messenger RNA from Suricata suricatta (meerkat), 526 nucleotides. RefSeq names its product secreted LY6/PLAUR domain containing 1 (gene SLURP1). Bases 64 to 435 code for a protein of 123 amino acids. The record is from RefSeq and is a predicted model, not a curated record. NCBI's taxonomy places the organism in Eukaryota, Metazoa, Chordata, Mammalia, Carnivora, Herpestidae. The transcript is spliced from 3 exons. Gene Ontology annotation, molecular function: acetylcholine receptor inhibitor activity.
ACAGGGUAUAAGUGCCCACAGAGGCGGCGGGGCACUGCUGCUCCCUGCUGCCGAGCGCAGCAGAUGGCCGGGUGCAUGGUUUUCUUCCGGCUUCUGCUGCUUGCCGCAGCCUCAGGCCUGCAAGCAGGUGAGGCCUUCAGAUGCUUUACGUGUGAGCAGCCCACACCCAUCCCUUCAUGCAAGAACAUCACUUACUGCCAACCUGAGGCCACGGCCUGCAAGACCACGCUGGUGCAGGUGGAGUCAGAGUACCCCUUCCACCAGAGCCCCGUGGUGACCCGGUCCUGCUCCACCUCCUGCAUCGCCACCGACCCUGACAGCAUCGGGGCCGCCCAUCCUGUCUACUGCUGCUUCCGUGAUCUCUGCAACUCCAUACAGGCCACCAGGCUCAGCAUCAGGGCCCCGGCCCCGCUGGGGGCCCCGCUCCUUCCCUGACCCCACACCUGCGCCUGCAGGCCUCCGCCGGGGCCCCCUGCCCUCCACGCCCCACCCUUGCAAAAAAUAAACAAGGCCAAGGCGGAACUGA